Molecule: messenger RNA, 2551 nt
Organism: Rhinichthys klamathensis goyatoka
Lineage: Eukaryota; Metazoa; Chordata; Actinopteri; Cypriniformes; Leuciscidae
Gene: iqce
Product: IQ motif containing E
Exons: 22
Coding region: 325-2499 (724 amino acids)
Molecular function (GO): protein binding
Source: RefSeq, a predicted model, not a curated record
UGUGCAACAUUAUUGCGUUAAAUCUGUAGCUUUCACACACAAUAUCGACGUAGGAUCACGUUGCUUUUCUUAACGGCGACAUCAGGAAACAGCUGCAUCUUGGUAACUUCUUAACAGCCCCUAAACACUUCAACUGCUCGUUUAUGCGGUUUUAUAGUAGGAUUUACACAUCUUUUAAAUGAAAAAAAAAAUACGAUUUCCUGAUGCAUCAUAAAACUCGGACAUUACAGGUCGUACCUCCAUAGAUAAUACUGGAUGAGAAAGGGUUAUGGUCCUGUUGUUUGUAAAAGGUGAUGAUUAAAUAACAGGCCAUCACAGGCUAUAAUGUCUGUAGCUGGAGAACUUGUCACAGAAGAGGAGGUGGAGGAUCUGGCAGAGGACAGUCUCUGUAGCAGCUAUGUGUCUGACACUGAAAAGUCAAGAAAAAAGAAAGUUUCAGGCAGACCACCUCCUUCUCCUAAGUCACCGUACCUGAACAGUGCAAACUUGAAUUUGAAGAAAACUCCAGUAACAUCAUGGAGGACGGUGAAAGGGACUCUGCUCCAAAACUGUAAAACCCAUCCGGCUGGUACACCCAGGGACGUCUGGCUGCACUUACAGAAUGAUGGACAAGGGAAGUCUUCAAAAGGAGCAGAUUAUAGUGUCACACAAACCAGCAUUUCCAUGACCAGCACACCUGAAUACUUGAAGGAGGCUUUAGAAAUGAAAAAGACGAAAUAUUCCCGGUCUCCAUCUAACGGUUAUGUUCCAGGGACCCCAGUCUACAAAGAAAAGGAAGAAAUGUAUGAUGAAAUAAUUGAUCUAAAAAAGACCAUCCAGUCGCUAAAGGCUGAAUCUGACAAGAUGAAAGCCAAGCUCCGCCGUCUUGAAGAAGACAACACGAAGAAAGACAGACAAAUCGAACAGCUGCUGGAUCCAGCGAAGGACCCAGAUUAUGCAAGGGGUUUAGUGGACAGAAAGACAGAUCCUAGAUCGAUCAUUAAUGGACUGAAACAGAGGAUUCUACGAUUGGAGCAGCAGUGCAAAGAAAAGGAGAAUGCCUUGAGUCAGCUUCAGAGUGACCUCAAAACUACCAACAUGCAGGAAAUGAAGAUCACUGUAGAAACCUACUUUGAGGAGGUUCAAAGAUUGCGAACACUGCUGGAGUCAGCUGAGAGAAGUAAUAAGAUGGAGAGCAAAGACAUCAGGCGGCAGAACAAGACCCUUAGUGCGACAGUUCUGAAACUCACAAAGACUGUUCAACAACUGGAGGACGAGAACCAAGAACUCAAAAAAGAAUUGACACAGGAAGAGAUGAGCAUGAUGGACAGCCCUGUUUGCCGUGCCAAGGGUUAUAUGGAUUGGAGUAAACAGAGACUUGUGCGACGAAUCCUGGAACUUGAAAAGAGAGUCGAGCAGAUGAAGAAUCUUCAUAUUACUAAAGCAUCAGACUCACAGAAGAGCUCAGUGGAGAAAGGUACUGAGUCAGAAUCGCCCAAUCAGAGUGAUUCUGUCAACACAGAGAUGGAGCCGUCUGUGAUUCCAGAGAAUGAUGUGCAUUUGAGGGAAGCAUUUAAGAAACUGGCAGAAGAGAAUAAGAAACUACAGGAAAAACUAACCCAGAGAGAUAAAGAGAUAAAGCAGUUGUCUGCUGAGAAGGAUGACGGACUGAAAGAGGUAGAAAACGCACUGAAGGAGCGAAUUAGAGAGCACGAGGGACUGAUGCAAACACACAGGCAGGAGAUGGGUGCACUGACUGUAGAAAUCAACUGUUUAAAAGAGAAAUUAGAGGAGGAGAGAAAACUCAGAUUAGUACAAGAUCCAAAUCAGGUUCGGAACGGUUCUUUAUCAUUAACACUCACAGAACCAUUGUCGUCAUCAGCGGUUGCUUCAAUGGAGAAGAACAAAGCAGCUAAGAUCAUCCAGACACACUGGCUCUCACACCGAACACGGGAUCUAGUUCUCUUGCAAUCCUGUCUCAGAGGGCAUGUAAUCAGGCAGAGGCAGAUAGAUGGACCUCGGCAAGCAGAUCCAACAACCGUCCUUGUUGCCAUGAGCCAAUCAGGUUUUAACACUCAGGCUGUACAGGAAGAGGAAGUGACUCUGCUGCAGGCUGUCUUUAGGGCUCAUCUCAAACGCAGCACUCUGAGGAUGGACAGGGCGUCUACAGUGACACAGUCUGAAUCUUUCAUUCAUCAGAAAAAGCGGUAUCUCUCCACCCCUCCACUACCGCCCACAGGGUCCCCACAGGCCAUGUUUACCAACAAAACGCAAACCUCAGGUGUAACUCAGAAUAAUAGCGAGGAGACUGAAGAGAAACUAAAUCCUGCUUAUAAUGAUGAGCUACAUGACAAGAGAUCAAUACCAGAAGACCGGAAGAUCCACCAACAGCAACCAGCCACUGCGAUUCCAAAGACCACUGAUUCAGACGACUCUGAUGACAUCAUCGUGUCUCCUUCAAGGCCACUGAGAAAAAGAGAAAAAUGCUUAAGUCCUUUCAAUGCUAAUGACUUGAUUUAGCUCUUUGUUGUUGUUUUUUUACAGUUUGGACCUCAGAUGGUUUCAUUAAUAA